Etheostoma cragini (Arkansas darter) is the source of this 2487-nucleotide messenger RNA. RefSeq names its product tripartite motif containing 35-28 (gene trim35-28). The transcript has 6 exons. Bases 1 to 1428 code for a protein of 475 amino acids. Lineage: Eukaryota; Metazoa; Chordata; Actinopteri; Perciformes; Percidae. The record is from RefSeq and is a predicted model, not a curated record. Gene Ontology annotation, molecular function: protein binding; zinc ion binding.
AUGGCUGACAGUAUGGAAGAAGACGUGCCGGAAGAGUCUUUACCUCUCCGGCAGGACCUGACCUGCCCCGUGUGUCAGGGUGUCUUCCAGGACCCCGUGCUGUUGCCGUGUACCCACAGCUUCUGUCGGGAGUGCCUGCAGAAAAGUAUUCAGUACAACAAGAAGUGUCCCUUGUGCAGGGACGAGUUUGAGGAAGGGCAGGCCAUUUCCAACCGCGCACUCAGCAGCGCGUGUGAAUCCUUCCUCAAACAGUCAAACAGCCGGUCGAACCGGAAACGCCCCAGUGAGGACACCUGUAACCUGCACCUGAAGCCGCUGGAGCUGUACUGUGAGAAGGAUGAGGAGCCGGUGUGUGUGGACUGUGUCACGCUACACAACACACACAAGCUUUGGCCACUGAAAGAAGGGGCGCCACUGUGUAAGAAGGAGCUGAGCUUCAAAGUCCAGAUUUUUGAAAAGAAAGUGGAGUCAUACAAGAAAAUGACAUUUAAACUUAGCAACGCAAUGGAGUACAUCAAGUAUCAAGCUGGGCAGGCAGAGAAGCAGAUCAAGGAGGAGUUUGAGAGGCUCCACAAAGCUCUUAUCACAGAGGAAGCUCUGCGUUUAAAAGCCCUGGCUGUUGAGGAGGAGCAUAAGAUUGCUUCCAUACAGAAGCUGAUUGAGAACACAAACAAAGACAUUGACACUUUGAAAAAACUCAAUGAUACACUGAAGAAAGAGAUGGGCAACGAGGAUCUACCUCUUCUGCGGAAUUUCCAGAAGUUAAAAAGAGAAGCCCAGUGGACUCGUGAAGAACCUCGACUCCCUAAUGACUCUCUUUUGAACAUGGGCAAGCAUGUUGGUGCCUUAAGCUUUAAAAUCUGGAAGAACAUGCAGGCUCAUAUCAAAUAUUAUCCAGUGGUGUUGAACCCUAACACAACCUCUCCAUGGCUAUCUUUGAAUGCUGACCUGUCCAGUGUAAAGGAAAGCUCCGAGCGGCUAACCAUCCCAGACAACCCGGAGCGCUUUGAUCCCUGUGUCUUUGUCCUGGGUGCUGAAGGUUACACAUCUGGGAAACACAGGUGGGAUGUCAUUGUUGGUGACAACCCCAAGUGGAUUGUGGGAGUGUGCAAAUGGUCUGUGCCCCGUAAAAAGAAGUUUACAGUCUCUACGAACCGUGGUGUGUGGUCCAUGGGGCUGAGCAAAGGAGUGUAUACUGUCUCAACACCUGAGCGUACAGAGCUGCAGGUGCAGCAGCGUCCUGAAAGGAUCCGCAUUAAGCUGAAUAUAGAUAAGGGAGAGGUGUCAUUUUGGGAUGGGGGAACAGCAAAGCACCUUGUCACUUUGACACACAAAUUUGAUGAAGCAAUAUAUCCUAUUUUUGGCCCUGGUCUCCACAGUAUGCCAAUGAUUCUGGCUCCGGGAAAAAUAGCUGUACACACCUCUUGAUGGGCUAGUAUACUGUAUACUGCCGAGGGAUUCUUGUUGACCAAAAGCUGUCUUUUUCAAAUAAAAAAGAUACAUUUAUCAACAUGUAAUUAGUCAUCUGGAAGGAAUUGCAAAUCACUUUAGCAAAAAAAACAUUUAAAUUUGCCAAUUGGAAGAGAUAAGAUGGAAUGAAUAUUACAGUUGACAAUCAGAUUAUAGAUUAAUAUGUUAAAUGGGACAUGAAAUAUACCAAAAUUGGAUGAUACUAAAAGAAUAUAUGAGACAUUACAUAAACUAAACUCGUGAAGUUUCAAGAAAAGAUUGAAAGGAUGAGGCUAAUGUUAAGGUUUGGCAUAAGGGACUUAUGUCAAGAAAAAUGUCAAUAACAGUAUGUCAGAAAUGUAGUUCAUUAAAAGCAUUGCAGCUGCAUGAUGCAUAAGUAUAGGGGGAGAUGAGAAAUGUCUUUUUGAAUUGUGAGGGUGAACAGGAAAUUGCAGAAACUGAGAUGUGAAUGUGUGUAAUGAUGCCCAAAUCAAUAAGAUGUGUCUUGGAGGAAACUGGAUUGACUAGUCUUUUGUCAUCCCUUUACAACGGAGUGACAAAAUAAAAAAUGACACAAAUAACUGGCAGCAUGGCUGAUGCUGGUGGUUAAUACAGAUUUAAACAGUUUCUUUUGGUAUUUUCUACUGGAGGAAAUCUGCAACAUCCAGCAUAAUAUAUGAUCAAAUAAAAAGAAAAAGGGGAAUGUGAGUGUAAUUUAAGUUGCCUGCUUGCUUCACUAGCUUUUGUAGUAGUUAUGUUAUUAUUCCAUUUUGAAGUAUUUCAGUUCUAUCAGGAAUCAAUUAAAUGAACUUUUUACGCUUGGGGUAUGCGCUUUAAUUAAUUGUUGUACUUUUAUACAAUUUGUUUGAUUCUGCACUAAUAUUGGGAUCUGUGUAAAUUUGUUGGCUUUAGAAUAACUGUAGCCAAUACUUUAAAGUAGGAGAUACUACUACAGCUCUGAAUCUAUAUGCAAGUUCCUGAAUGUGCUAUCUUCAUAUGAACACCUGGUAUACAAAUAAAAUAAAAAUUGAAAACAUU